AUUGUGUUUAUGAACUUUGUAUUGCUUGCACAAAAAUAUCUACAUUCCGGUGUUUAUAAUAGACACAAUAGGGUUUCAAGCGCUCAGUUUUUUUUAGACCACUGUUUUGAACAGCACGAGAUUGUUCUUUACUAUCAAAUCCCAACAACAAUCUAAGAUGCCUAAGACAAAAGGAUUGAUGGAGCGGAUCAGGGAUGGGGAAACAGUCAUUUGUGCGGAGGGGUAUAUCUUUGCUUUUGAGCGUCUUGGAUACCUGAAAGCUGGGCCGUUCACCCCUGAAGUUGUAGUGGAUCAUCCCGAGUUGGUACGUCAGAUGUACAAGGACUUCGUGCGCGCAGGAAGUGACGUCGUCCAAGCUUUUACGUAUUACGGUCAUCGUAACAAGUUCAAACUGGUUGGCCGUGAAGAUGAGCUUGAGAAGCAGAAUCGUCUUGCCCUCAAGAUGGCGAGAGAGGUUGCCGAUGAGACAGGGACCUUGAUGUGUGGUGAUCUUAGUAACACAUGGGUCUACCAACCUGAUAACGAAGAGGCUAUUGCGGAGACUAAAUCUAUGUUCAAGGAACAAGUCGAAUGGGCGGUAGACGAAGGGGCCGAUUUUAUAGUGGCCGAGACCAUUGGUCAUCUGGGGGAAGCUUUGCUCGCCACUGAAGCUAUCAAACAAUAUGGAAAAGGUGUUCCGGCGGUGAUAACCUUCGCAUCUCAUUACACUCAGAAGCAGGAUGAUGGUAAGCAGACCACUGCCGAUGGUGUCGAGGUCAACGAAGCUCUUCGUAAAUUGGUUGCUGCAGGAGCGGAUGUCGUAGGAUUCAACUGCACUCUUGGACCAGUGUCGAUGAUACCAUCAUUGGAGAGAGCUGUGGAGGCUAACAUUGGGGCUCCUUUAGCUGCACUACCAGUGCCUUACAGGACGACCCUCAAAGAACCCACCUUCACAACCAUUCUUGAUCCAUGGACAGGUAAGCGAGCCUUCCCCGACAACCUUGACUGUCUCUUGUGCUCUCGUGAAGACGUCGUCAAGUUCACCCAACAAUGUGUCAAGCUGAAAAUACCCUACAUCGGGCUCUGCUGCGGCAACGCCCCUCACUACACCAGGACCAUGGCUGAAACCCUGGGUAGGGUCACCGAGGCGUCCAAGUACUCACCAGACAUGUCCAUACAUGGGAUCUAUGGAACGGAUGACCGUAAGGUCAAUACUUACUAUACCAAAGAACUAGCAAAUGCAAAAUAAGUAUGACCUUCAACAGGAUAUAGGUCACACCAAAAACCGACUCCAAACCGACCGAUGGUAUAUGUGUCAUUGGGAAUAACGUUUGGCCGGUCUGGAGUCGGCUUUUACCGAUGUGGUUAUAGCAUGGCGACUCCAAGGACUUUCUUAAGAAUCAAUAAUGAUGAUGAUGGGCUGGAAUUGAAAAAAAAAAUGAAUUGUGAAUAUAUCUAUGAUUAAAUAUAUUUAAGCAUUACAGUAGUUCAAGGAACAGUAGCAUCAUAUUUUUGUUCUACAAAAUUUGCAAACAUUCAUUCAACAAGAGGCAGAAGAAAUAAAGCUAAACUGGAAUAUCCUCACCCUGCAAAUUGUAUGACAGUGUUUUGGCAAACAUUGUCUAAUAUAUUACAUUUCAGUCUUCACAAUGUUAUAGGGGCAAAGAGAUAUGGGGGUAAUAAAGGGGAGGGGCAAUUCUUCCCAUGUAUCCCUUGGUCAUGUUGGUGCCACUAAUUGUCAGUUGAAGAAACCAAGAUUUUGUCUUAAAGUGAUGUGUACCAACUUUAGAUGUCAAUGGCAGUGAUUGACUGGAUUUGUAUCGACCAAUUGGCAUUUAUUUUAGUGGUCUCAAGACUUUUGUUGAAACAUUUUUUAUUUUCCUUAAAAGUGCCAUAUAGUUCGAUUUAUUUUGCUCUUUUCUGGUUCAAUACCAGAUAUCGUUAGAAUACGGGCGUUUGCCAAACAGCGUGAUUUCCCCCCUACAUAGUUGACGUCGUUAGCAUAUCGCUAACAUGUUAAUAUCCCGGUUAAUAUUCUUGAAAUCAUUAAGUAACUUUUAAAUAGGGCUUAUCAAGUUAAAUAAAUCUUGAUAUUUUGAUGGCUACGAGUGUAUUAUUUUAGUACCGCCAUAUAUUGUGGUGAUAAACGACCUUGCAAUCAUCAAUUAAAGUACGAUUAGUCACGGAUUGAUAUUCUCUCAAACUAUGUUUGAGUGGAUCAAUAUCCUUUUAAGAUUUGAUGCAAUUGGAGUUUCUGUUUGAAUACAAUAGUAAAUUUAGAGUAAGAUUCGUGUGAUUAUGGAGUAACAUUAUUUGAAGAUACAAACCGUUUUGCUGAUACUAAUGUGGUAACUUUUAUUAACCAUUCGGUAUAUUUUAUUCCUUAAAUGAUAUAGCGGAUGUAAUGAAUUGCACGUAAGCUCAUGGAUGUAUUUUUGUUUGAAUUUUAUUACUGAAAUUGUUUGAUAUCAAUGCACUUCAACCACAGCUAAACCAUAUAUACCUCCACGAUAUGAUACACAAUGCAGACAUUAUUCGAAUUUAGGUAUUUUUUUCUGGCAUGACAGAAAUAAAUCCUUGUCUAAACUCAA
Lytechinus pictus (painted urchin) is the source of this 2570-nucleotide messenger RNA. Its product is annotated as betaine--homocysteine S-methyltransferase 1-like. The coding region runs from base 158 to 1228 and encodes 356 amino acids. Gene Ontology annotation, molecular function: zinc ion binding; methyltransferase activity. The record is from RefSeq and is a predicted model, not a curated record. Lineage: Eukaryota; Metazoa; Echinodermata; Echinoidea; Temnopleuroida; Toxopneustidae. The transcript has 7 exons.